Amoebophrya sp. A120 is the source of this 4892-nucleotide messenger RNA. NCBI's taxonomy places the organism in Eukaryota, Dinophyceae, Syndiniales, Amoebophryaceae. The record is from the annotation of a GenBank genome assembly.
AUGCUGAACAUCAACAUCCGCGCUGGGGAAUUCCAGGACCUGUACGAGUAUGCAUCGCAAAAGUAUCGUGCUCGUACUCGUACACUUUGCAGCACAGCAUGACACCAUUGUUGAAAUUGGUUUCUUAUUCUUACGCUUCCCUCAUUCAGCAUGACAAAUAAGUACAUUUUUACUUUCUUUCUCCUUCUGGAAAAAAUUGUAUCAAAUGUUAUUUGUACCAGUACGAUAGGAUACUUUUGCAAUGUAUAAUGAGCAGCUAGAAGAGAAGUAUCCGCCGAAGCGCGCCAAGGAGAACUUGAACGCGCUCGUGGUGCAUUCCGCCAUGGCGUGUUUCGAGAAGAAACAAAAAGAGAGCCCGCCGGCGCCCGUCUUGAUGACGCAGCAGCCCGGACAACAACCUGCCCACGCUGGUCCGUCGACACUCGGCCUUGAGUCGUCCGGUGCUCCGGCGGAGGCGAUGAACAUGAUUCCCCUCUCGGCGUCGAGCGGCACUACGCCCGCCGCAGCGGCCCCAGCAGCUGCGGCACCAGCAGCGGCCACUUUGUCCGUACCUGAAUCUGGCACCAGCAGCGGCCGCGCGGAAAAUGGCAAUGUUAGCGUUCCCGCUGCGAAAGCAAGCGCCGUGGCAGGUACCGCUAGCGCCGUUGUGGCAAGAAGCACCUCCGCGCUUGAUGUUCAUCCGGGCGACAGCGUAGCGAAUCCUUCAUCGACGUCAGGACCUGCUGCUUCGACUGCGCCUGUCGUUGCAGAAACUGCCCCGUCCACAAGUGCAGCUAUUAUGCAUCGCAAAUAUUAUAUCAUCUGGGUGUGGAAGUCGUGUUGCAACUUGUAAUGCUGCUUUUUGAUUCACAUUCGAAAAAAAUCUGUACAUAUUGCCUGAGCAGCAAACGAACUUUAGUUUUUCUUGCUACGCGGACAGGGCAUUUGAUUUCACACUGGAUAGGCAUCAAACAGGACUGAGAAAAUCUGUGAUGCUAGGGCGCACAUCAGAAACAUUGUAAGUUACAGUCAUGCAAAAUGUGAAUGACCACGAGCGUUACAUUUUUUCACACCCGGACAUAGUUGCAUUUGAUAAUUAUUGAGAAAAGGACCAAUCGCCGUGUCGCGGACGGAUAUCCUAUGCAAAAUCAUCGUACUCGUAGUUGUAAUUGCAUUUAUGCCUUACAAAGCCCUUUCUCAAGCUGAAAGUGAAACAGAAACUCAAUCCGCCUGACAAAUUUCGUCGCGUUGCUGAGCUACAACUUUGUUGUCUUGCAAUAGCAAUACGACGAGAACGAGUGCGAUAAUUUUGUACUUGAUAACGGAACUGAAACUGCAAGAGAGGCGGGAGCUUCGAGUUCUUCGGAAAGCCACUCUUCCGCAACCAUGGUCGUGAAUUCGGGAGCCGGCAGCAGCACCACGCCUUUGGUGUCCGCUCCAACAGUUUUCUCGCCACCCGAAGCUGCCACUGACACUUCUGUGGGUGUGCCGGGGCUGGCGACCAACAACGACGAAUAUUUAACAACUACUGCAGCAACAUCAAGUGGAGAACAACAAGCUUCAGAAGUCGCAGGGCCAGGCGUUGCCGCAUCGUCCAACUUAACCGCGAGUAGCUCUGGUAGCGUGCCAGCCGGAGAACAAGUAGAUGCCGCUGUUUCCUUGCAGACGAUCCGUCCACCUCCUGGGGCGCCAGUUACACAAGUACGACUACAACUACUACCUCUACCUCCUCAAUCCACUGUCAGAAACACGGCUUGGCGUCCGUUUCCAGUGCCCGUUCCAGACGAAAUCGGCCGAGCUAUCUACAAGUUCUUACCGGAGCCCCCGGUUUUUACGCAGGUUGACAAGUUGCUGCGGAAUGACGUGAUUCUAGGACUGCAAGUCACGGACGGGAUGAGGACGUGGUACCCGAAAGUCAAGUCGUACAAGGAGGGCCUCGAUCCGUUCAUUGUCGACUUUGCUGACGAUGUACCUGUGCGUUUGUCCUUUUUGCAACACGAUUUUGUUAACGGCCAACCUGCAUCCAAGUUGUGCUUGCGGUUCAAGAUUCAUGCUCAUGGCGAUGGGUAUUACAUUUAUCUGCAAGAGUUCGCACAUUGGACCGACUUGCAGGGCGGCUUCAUGCUGAAAUUCAAGUCCAUUCGUCACGCCGGUACGGUCGUCAAAUUGAUCGUCCGCUUCACGCCCGACGAUGUUGACAAGGACGAUGUUGACAAGAACAAUUUCUACGAUCACCACCCUGUGAAUCUGGUUACCGAAAUUGCGAAAUACGGCUGCGACGGGAUUGCGGAGGUGACAAAGCACCUUCCCGGCGUAGAACGUGUCUACGACGGUCGCCGAUCGACGCUUACGAUUGAGCGGUACCACAUGGACUUCAAGGAGGCCUUCCCAGGGUAUCACCGACGGCGCACACAGCGGAUGCUUGACGCAGCAAAAAUUCCGAUGCGAUCGCAAGAGACGGACAACACCAUUUCGCCAGAGCUGGUUGAGUCGGACGAGACAAAUGCGCUACUAGCAGCACGCUUUCAGCCUUUUGCACAUGAUUUGGCGAACGCCGAACCGGGUUUCCCGAAGACGUUCGGAGACUCCAAAGCCAAAGUGCCCACAAACACUUUCAGGCUUUUUCCGAGAGUGGAUCGCAGGUCUGCAGAAGUCCUGUUCCAGACCGGUGUCGUAUCCGACGUGAUUCCCAUCAAGCUAGCGCAGUCCUUGGCGAGUACAGAGCCAGCUCUGCUAAGCAGCGUGUCAUUUCAUUUCCGACCGAACCCGCUUUCCGCCAACGAGGAUUACGGAAAAGAAGGAGUAGUAGCGGAAACGGGAAUGAGAAUCAUCCCCAGAGCAGAUCCGUACUUCUUCCUCCAUGGCUGCGAUGGCAGUCUCGCCGUCGCCUUUCCGGAAAUUGGAUUUACCCAGGCGUCCUUCACCGAUCUUUCUGAGAUAGAGUCCCUGAAGUACUGUUACGUCGGGGGCCGACGACGGCUCAAUCUUGUCGGGAAAAAGUACGACACGAGAGGUGCCACCUCCGCUCGCUGGAGCUAUCGCGACAAUCGCUCUAAAAGGCGGGAUCGUCGCUUUUCGAGACCUCCGACAGCACUCAUUUUCAGGACAGAGGAUGGUGUCGAGCCUGCACUGUCCCUCUUCGUGCGCGUCCAGGAUGAAAAGUUGUGCAACAUCACUCUGUACUCCCCGCCGCUCCCGAAAAAGGGGAAAAAGCUCGCAGUGAAGAUGUUGUCAACACUGUGCACCAACCACGGCGGGACGAGUUCCACCGCAACUGGCCCCUGCUCCAAACAGAAACUGCAAUGCAUAGCCGCGUUGUACGUGCUCGAUGUCGGCGCGCAGUUUUGGGAUCGCGAGAAGCAAGUAGUCACCCUGCCGACGUAUGCUAGGUUUGCGUCCUUUGGGUCAAAAGAGGAGCUGGUGUACGCGUUGCGGGCCGUCCUAGGCGUCAACAAAGGGCUCGAAGGGUACCAAGAGCGUUUCAACUUAGGCAGCUUCAAGAGUGCCAAAUUCCUCGCCGAGGGGGGAAGCGAAUUGAGCCCAGCCGACAGGGAGCGACAACCCGAAAACUAUACGGAAGCCCUCCGCCUGCGGCGCGGCGACGAGCUAGCGGUUCUUGGCGUUUGCGGAACGAAGGAGGAAGUGGAAAAGAAGUACGGGCCGCUGCGGGAAUGGGACCUGGGACACUGCACCGACCUCUCCUGCCUGUACAUGUGGACGCUGCUCGACCCGAUGUACGACGUGUUCGCGCAGAACGACAUGGAUUAUCCCGCAGUGAGAUUUCGCCCUCUGUUAGAAGAAUGUACUGCAUGUCCUACAUUCUCAACGAAAGACUGAUCGUUAUUUACGAUAUGUUUUGUAAGGUAUGUGAAGACUGUAUUGCAAGUGAGUAGAGCACCAGGACCAGGAACAGCAGAGCAAGAUGAUACAACAAAGCACAUUUCAUCCCGAAGAGCAGCAGCUGCUGCGAGUCCCGAAGCGUGUAUUUGUAAUGCUGCUCAUCUUCCUUCCAGCUUUUGUCGGACAUCCUCAGGACAGAAAAGACGACUUUGUUGAAGGCGAUGUUUCUCUCUUGUUUGAUGAUUGGAAUUUAGGAGUACUGCAUGCCCAAUCGCCAGGGAGGCUGUACGUGUGGGCGCCGAUAUGCUUCAUGUCGUAUGACAAGAAUCCGGACAUCUCCUGCUGGAACACGUCGAAGGUGACAAACAUGUACCGCUGCUUCUGGAAUUGGGACGAUUUCAAUCAACCCUUGACGGCUACGCAAGAGGACGAAAGUGUCGUCACGAUGACGACGGUCAUCAUCGCUGGGUCAUGCAAGAAGAAGAAAAUAUCUUCUGUCAUAGUCAUCUUUUUUUGUCCCAGUCUUCAAUUGCUCUCUUUGUAUACGUAAGACCAUCAAGCGACUUGUUCUUCACAUGGUUUUUUAGAAGUAUGGUUUUUUAGAAGUGCCAAAGAAGAUGGGUUCAACGGAAAAAUUUCUGCAGAUGAUGAUGAUGAUGAUGAUGAUAAUGAUGACGACGAUUUUCGACAGCAUAAUCUGGUGGGACACCAGCUCUGUAACCAGCAUGAACGAGAUGUUCUAUGGCGCAAUCAAGUUCGAUCAGCCGUUGGGCCACUUUGACCUCAGUAACUUGGGCAGUUUGUUCGCCGAAUCCGCGAGCCCUUGCCCCGCCGUGGGGCACUACAACGACGGCGGUUUGCAGGACAUGCUUCGUGGUGCAGCGAAUUUCAAGCAGUGGGAAUCCUUGCGUUCGUGGAGCCCGGACGCGAACAAACUCGGCCAACAAAUUCCCGUCGAACCCGAAGCACGGUGUUCGUUUUUGUUCGAUCUCGUCAACAAGGAGAAGAACGCCGUUGAGAAGAUGGGCUGCGGCGCCUACCUCAUGCAAAGGGUACCCGUUGACUUGCUGUAA